AUGCCCGCUCGCGUCACUCCGCGGGCGGAGGACGCACGUCGGGGCGCGGCUCUGGCUCGCGCGCGACUCGGGCUCUGUCACUCGCGCCCUGCGGAGAACUCGGCGCGCCCGAGCGCCUGCCUGGCGGUGGCGGCAACAAUGCACGGAGCAGCCCGCGCUCCGGCCACCAGCGUGAGUGCGGACUGCUGCAUCCCGGCCGGCUUGCGCCUAGGGCCUGUGCCAGGCACUUUCAAGCUGGGCAAGUACCUGUCAGACCGCAGGGAACCCGGGCCCAAGAAAAAGGUGCGCAUGGUGAGAGGGGAGCUGGUGGACGAAUCGGGGGGCUCCCCUCUGGAGUGGAUAGGGUUAAUCCGGGCAGCCAGGAACCCCCAGGAACAGACUCUGGAAGCUAUUGCAGACUUACCAGGAGGACAGAUCUUCUACCGAGCGUUGCGAGACGUCCAGCCAGGGGAAGAGCUGACCGUGUGGUAUUCCAAUUCCUUGGCUCAGUGGUUCGACAUCCCCACCACGGCGACUCCGACUCACGACGAGAAAGGGGAGGAGCGCUACAUUUGCUGGUACUGCUGGAGGACGUUUAGAUACCCCAACAGCCUUAAGGCACACCUGCGUUUCCACUGCGUGCUCAGCGGCGGCGGGGGCGGCGCCUUCUUGCACCACGACCACGCGGCUCGCCAAGGUGCUGCCCCAGCGGCGGAUGGCCUCGGACUCUCCCCGAAACCCUCCGCGCCUGACUUCGGCGCGCCCGCCCAGGCAGGCACUUUGCGUGGCGGCGCGGGCAAGCCCAAGACCGGCCACCUGUGCCUCUACUGCGGCAAACUGUACUCACGCAAGUACGGGCUCAAGAUCCACAUGCGGACGCACACGGGCUACAAGCCGCUCAAGUGCAAAGUAUGCUUGCGGCCCUUCGGCGACCCCAGCAAUCUCAACAAGCACAUCCGGCUGCACGCCGAGGGUAACACGCCCUACCGCUGUGAGUUCUGCGGCAAGGUGCUUGUACGCCGCCGGGACCUGGAGCGCCACGUCAAGUCCCGCCACCCAGGCCAGAGCCUGCUCACCAAAGCAGGAGACGGCCAGGGCGUCGAACCCGGCUAUCCCCCGGAGCCUGGGGAUCCCAAGAGCGACGACAGUGACGUGGACGUCUGCUUCACCGACGACCAGAGCGAUCCUGAGGCCGGUGGCGGCGGCGGGCGUGACUCGUAA
Molecule: messenger RNA, 1200 nt
Organism: Galeopterus variegatus (Sunda flying lemur)
Lineage: Eukaryota; Metazoa; Chordata; Mammalia; Dermoptera; Cynocephalidae
Gene: PRDM13
Product: PR domain containing 13
Cellular component (GO): nucleus
Molecular function (GO): protein binding
Source: RefSeq, a predicted model, not a curated record